Rubroshorea leprosula is the source of this 2405-nucleotide messenger RNA. The record is from the annotation of a GenBank genome assembly. NCBI's taxonomy places the organism in Eukaryota, Viridiplantae, Streptophyta, Magnoliopsida, Malvales, Dipterocarpaceae.
CCUUUCUUUCUCUCUCUUCAUCUCUAAACUCAAACCAAAAUCCUACUCUCUCUGCUCUGUCCCCUCUUCUUCCUCAUCCAGACGACAACGGCUCAAUUGGUACGGGGGUUCUCUCAAUCUCACCAGAAGAAACAGCAGCAAGUUCAAGGAGAGCAAGGAGAGCAAAGAUAGACGCAAAAAAGCAGUAAUGGAUGAAACCAAGUCUUCUUCUUCUUUUGGGUUUAACAAAAGAAGAGCGGAGGGGGAAGACGAGAACGACAGGCCUAAUAAGAAUUUCCAGUUGAAAACGCGCACGCUUAAUCCUACCAAUACAAUUGCAUAUGUACGGAUGUUUUUCAUUUUUGCUUUAAUCCUCUGUUGUUUUUCUCGUGUUUGCUAAGCUUAUGGGUUUUGUUAGAAUUCGCUUGUUUUGAUUCUGAUAUAUUUUCAGAACCAUGGUGGUUUGCAAUGCCAGAACAAUGCUAGUUUGUUCAUUCGCUAUGGGGUUCAAUAUGUUCUUCUUUGUCAAGGACAUGUUUUAAUUGGAAAUCUUCUAGAAUUGGUACAUAAUUUAGAUUACAAAUAAUAGAUUUUCAUUAAUUCUGGCUGAUACUGGGGACUGAAUGGAUACGCGAGAUACCUCACCUUCAGUUUUGCUCUUCUUCGACAAGCAGAGAUUUAUUUUCAAUGCAGGAAAGGUACACAUGGGAUGACAUUAUCUAAAUUUAAUGUCUUCCAGAGACUUAUGUUAGCUUAUUGAUUUUACUUUUAAAGAAUUGUGUGUUAGCUUAUUGUUGAUGUUAAAAUGUGAUUCUUUAUAAAGUAUAUAUGAGCUCCUGUUUACGUUGUAAUGAUGCCAUAAAAUCCAUUGUCAUUGCAGGGAUUGCAAAGAUUUUGCACAGAGCAUAAGAUCAAAUUAUCUAAGGUGUGCAGUGCCAUGUGUUUUUGAGUUUUUAAUUUAGAACUUCCUAGUUUGUCUAAUGUGGAUAUUUCUUCAGAUAGAUUACAUAUUUCUCUCUCGUGUUUGUUCAUAGACAGCGGGUGGACCUCCAGGUUUAGUUCUGACUUUGGCAGGCAUGGGAGAAGAAGGGAUGUCUGUGAGUAUAAGCUGAAGCAUAAGUCUCUCUUUUUUUACUAUUUCUUAAAAGAUAUUAGCAAUAGGGUCACAUUAAGUAAAUUUCAUCCUGUGUUUUAUUGAAGGCUAAUAUUUGGGCUCCCUCAGAUCUUACAUAUUUAGUUCAUGCAAUGAAGUCUUUUAUCCCACAUGCUGCGAUGAUUCAUACUCAAAGCUUUGGUCCAACUUAUGCUGCUGCCCUGCCUGAUCCAAGUAAAUUUGCAGACCCACUUGUUCUUGUCAAUGAUGAGUUCGUUAAAAAAUCAGCUGUUUUCCUUUGUCCAAAUCACUCAGAAGAAGGGUUGCCAGUAAGGCCAGGAGAAAUGUCUGUCAUUUAUAUUUCUGAACUGCCAGAGCUUACGGGGAAAUUUGACCCAAAAAAGGCUGUUGCUCUUGGGCUGAAGCCUGGGCCGAAGUAGCGGCAGUUUUAAAGGGGAAUUCAGUCAAAUCAGACAACCUUGAUAUCAUGGUUCAUCCAAGUGACGUUAUGGAUCCUCCAAUUCCUGUUCCCAUUUUCUUCCUGGUCGACUGUCCCAUGGAAUCUCAUGUAGAGGAAUUGUUGUCCAUAGAAUCUCAGGGAAAAUUGUACUGAUUUGUCUGGAAGCGAAACAAAAAGUGCCCAGUCUGUGAAUUGUGUGUCAUUCAUCUAAGUCCUGUUUCUGUUGUAAACAGUCUCAAUUACCAGAAAUGGAUGAAGAAGUUUGGUUUGGCUCAACAUGUUGUUGCUGGACAUGAAAUGAAGAAUGUGGAGAUCCCAAUUCUAAAAGCCAGUGCAAGAAUUGCAGCCCCACUUAAUUAUAUGUGUCCACAAUUCUUUCCAGCUCCAGGUUUCUGGUCGCUUAACAAGCUCAAUUACUCAAUACCAGAUGCUAAUGCUGCUAGCAAGGUUCAUUCCGACUUCAUUGAAAGAUAUGUGCAGAUCAUUCGUAAUUAAUGAGGUUUGUCGAUGUUCAGCUUAAGCCACUUCUUUUUUAUCAUUUGUGUCCUUUUCUUUACUGAUUGUGGUUCUAUCAUUCCAAUAUCAAUAAAUAAAACAACCUUGGUCAACUUUAGGUGACGCCAGUCUUUGAAUUAGAAGAAAUUUGCGAGCUUUUGCGAUCUUCGCAUAUUACUAUUGUGACAGAGGUCUUAGAGUUUAUUUUGAAACUGCCUGAGUAUAAAAGCCUCGUCGUCAGGUAGAAGAUAUUCCAUUCAAGUUGCUUCAUAUCUCUAUCAUUUUUGAUUUUGGGAAAUUUUAAAGGAGUUUGGUUGUUGAUUUCCUGUUCACAUUGACUAUGAAUGCUGUGGUUGAAAUUAAAAAUUUAAUAACCAA